AUCGCAUCAUAUCAGAUGUUAUAACCAUGGAGUAGGUUAAACUUUUAUUUAUAGUUUGGUUUUACUGUUAAUUUCAGUCAUCAUGUCUUUUUCAAAUAUAUUUCUGAGACCCUUUCACACAUCUAAGGAAUGUUACCAUAUAAUUAAGAUGUCUAGGUUGAGGGUUGUGGAUAACAGUGAAAUUGGAAGGAGGGCAAUGGCUGAAGGAAAACCACCGAAAUGUAUUCAUGUCUAUAAUAAAAAGGGAGUAGGUACUAUAGGUGAUAAAGUGUUAGUUGCAAUACUAGGAGAAAAGAAGAAAGGUAUUCUUGUUGGUGUUAAAAAGCAUCAACCUCCACGAGUACCCAAAUUUGACACCAAUAAUAUAGUGCUGAUUGAUGACACAGGUACUCCUCUGGGGAAUAGAAUACAUGUGCCAAUACCUGUUAUGCUUAGGACAAUACUCAAAGAAAAAACAUUUGCCAAAGGAGUUGAUUAUACAAAAAUUCUAGCAAUAGCAUCACGGUUUGUGUGAUGGCUUUAACUUUAAUUAUUAUUGUAAAUAGAAAUAUUCUUUUGUUUUAAAAAUAAUAAAUUUUUUAUUUCAA
This is a messenger RNA of Nezara viridula (southern green stink bug), 587 nucleotides long. Lineage: Eukaryota; Metazoa; Arthropoda; Insecta; Hemiptera; Pentatomidae. The record is from the annotation of a GenBank genome assembly.